CUUUGAGCCUCGUCGAGCCUGAUUUUCCUCACCUAACUCAUCCACAACCCAACCGACACCACAUGGGCGUGCGCGGCCUUCAGACGUUCCUAAAAGAGAACCGCCAGUCGCUCUGCCGCUCCGUCAUCCUCGACCGGGACGGGGCGGGCGCGCGCGCGACAGUCCCCGUCGUCGUCGACGCCUGGGGCGUCAUCUACCAGCUGUACCUCGACGCGCUGCCAUGGGCCUCGGGCGGCGAGUACCUCCGCUUCUACCGCCUCACGCGGCGGCUCGUCAAGGCAUGGCGUGCGGCGGGGCUCGACCCGACAUUUGUGUUCGAUGGCGCAUCCCCGCCUGAGAAGCACGCGACGCAGCUCGAGCGCAUGCAGGGCCACGUGUCGACCGCGCGCAUGUUCUACACCAUCUCGGCGGCGACGCGCUCCGGCCCGUCCUUCUCGCGCGGGUCGGCCAUCCUCCCGCCCUUCGCGGCGCCGACGUUCGCCCGCGCGCUCGCGAGCCUCGACGUGCCAGUCAAGUUUGUGCCGCGCGGCGAGGCGGACGGGGCGUGCGUCGUGCUCGCUGAUGAGCUUGGUGGGUACGUCCUCGGCAAGGACACGGACUUUGUCGUGCUCGCCGCUGCGGCGAGCGACAGGCUCAAGGGAUACUGCCCGCUCGACAUGCUCGAGUGGAUCGAGGGCACGCCCGACGCCGAGAACGAGGCCGACGGCGGCAGCUUCACGACGGUGACGACUAAGCAGCGCCCCGGGCGGAGGACGUCGAGACUCCUCCCUCCUGCGCGGUACAACAACCCCACGCUCGUGCUCGCUGCUUAUGCGACGCCGGCGCUGUGCCGCCUGCUCAGACUGCCAGCGAGCACGCUCCCACUGUUCUCUUCGCUCCUCGGCAAUGACUACACGCCUGCAAACGUCCCAGAACUCCUCUCGGCCGGCGUGACGAAGCCUUCCGAUCGGAUACACGGCGUCGCAAGAGCGCUGCGCGAGCAGCUCGACCGCCCGAGGUCGAAAGACGACAACGCGGCAGCCGAGCUCGUCUUUCGUGUUGUCCGCAAGCUGUGUACCCGCCCCUAUGUCAACGACAGCGAGCUGAGAGAGCUGGCUGACGCCAUCAUCGACGCUACGAUGCAGUACUCGCUGCCGACGCGGGACUGCUGCUCGGUGUAUCCCUUCUGCGGCGAGCUUGACGUUGCCGGCUGCACGACGUCCCUCAGCCGCAUGUCAACGCCGGGCGGUACGCCACCAGAGCCGUCACCUGUGCUCAAGGCCUACUCGUCUGCCCAGCGCGCCGGGUUCCUCAACCUCGUCACACACGCCUGGCUGUACCCCGACCGCGUGUACCUCUACCCCGGGCUCGAGGACCCCGCGGGGCCAAGCACUCGCGCGUCGGCGGCGGGCACGGCUGUCCGCUACGCUGCCUACGCGAUCGCGGACGAGGCACUCGGGGGGUUACGCUUCCCUGCGGUCUCUGGCGACGAGCUCGAGGAGCUCAUGCAGGACAAGGAGGCGAGAAAGCUCUUGGGCGUGGACGAGGGCGGUGAGGACGACGGCGAGAGCAUCGCGGAAUCGAGCACCUCGGCCCCCGACGACGAGGCGGACACGACGCUCGUCGCGACGACACCACCUCGUGCCGUGGUCGAGUACCUGCGGCAGGGGUCGUCGAACCGCGUCGGACCGCGGCGCAACGACCUGCCGACCCUCCCCACGUCGGACGCGCCAGCGUCCCUCAAGCCGUUACCCGAGCGCCUUGGCCUGUAUCUCGAGCACCUGGGCUCCAAGACGCCGCUGGUCGAGGCGCUUCCCCCGCGUCUCCAGCCGCUGGUCGCCGCCGUCCGGCUGUGCGUCGUGCAGGCCGCCGAGGCCGACACGACGGGCUCGCGCAGGUGGUUAAAGUCUGAAGUCGAGGCCGUCCUCCGCGCCGGGAUCGGCAGCCUCACGGGCUGGGAACUGCUCCGCGACGACGAUGACGAUGCGUUCGACGACACGGAGAACGAGUAUCCGACGCUCACGAACCGCAGCGCCGAGCUCGUCGCGCAGCUCACCGCGGCCUUCACCGACGCGCAGGUGCUCGCGCAGGCGCUCCUCCUCCUGCCCGAGAACGGCGUGACGCAUCUCCUGCCGUACGCGUUCAUCUCGGGCGUCGCGCUCCAUACGGCGCUCGCUGGCGUCGAUCCCUCCCCGUCCACUGGGUGGCGGUGGACCGCUGGCGCCCGCGACCGGUUCAAGGACGCCAAGGACGCCGUGCUCGACCUCGGGGACGACAUGUUUGGCUUCACUCGCGCGCCAAAGUCCCCGCCCCGGCCCAAGGCCAAGGGCAAGCGGCCGGCGGCGAACGGGCGCAAGGUCAACGGUGGUGGUGGUGGUGGCGGCAGCCGCUUCGACUUGCUCAGUAGCGUUGAUGGGCUGUAG
This is a messenger RNA of Vanrija pseudolonga, 2402 nucleotides long. RefSeq names its product Protein asteroid 1 (gene aste1). Lineage: Eukaryota; Fungi; Basidiomycota; Tremellomycetes; Trichosporonales; Trichosporonaceae. The transcript has 3 exons. Bases 63 to 2402 code for a protein of 779 amino acids. The record is from RefSeq and is a predicted model, not a curated record.